Molecule: messenger RNA, 1784 nt
Organism: Triticum urartu
Lineage: Eukaryota; Viridiplantae; Streptophyta; Magnoliopsida; Poales; Poaceae
Product: Pentatricopeptide repeat (PPR) superfamily protein
Molecular function (GO): mRNA binding; protein binding
Source: RefSeq, a predicted model, not a curated record
CGUAGUCCAAAGCCCAGGCUCCAAAACCGCAACCAAAUGUCCUCCUCCACUGCCCCGUCCCCGUCGCCGUCCCGCCUGGUGCCGCAGCUCCUGGUGGCCCUCCUCCAGCGCCGCCGCUUCGACGCCGCGCUCCGCCCGUCCCCCACCUUCCGCGGCUUCUCCCCGUCCUCCAUCGCCGCCUCGCUCGCCGCCAUCCCGCGCCUCAUCCUCCCGCGCUCCGCGGGCCGCCUCUGCCCGCAGCGGCCCUUCCCCGCCCCGUCCUCCUCCUACCACCGCCGGGUCGCCGCCGCGCUCACCCUCGCCUUCCUCAACUGGUCCCACUCCGACGCCGCCAACCCGCGCGCCGUCCCGCUCACCGAGGCCCCGCUCCGCGCCGCCGCGCUCUCCCUCGCCCGCGCCCGCGCGCUCCCCGCGCUCUUCGGCCUCCUCCGCGAGCACGCCCCGCUCGUCUCCACCGCCGCGCUCACCGACGUCAUCCGCGCGCUCGGCGAGGAGGGCCUCCCGCGGCAGGCCCUCGCCGCCUUCCACCGCGCGCGCCAGCUCCGGUGCUCCCCGGACGCGCAGUGCCACAACACGCUGCUCGCCGCGCUGUGCCGGAACGGCCGGUUCAAGGAGGCCAGGUUCCUGCUCGACCAGAUGGAGCGCCCCGGCGCGCGCUGCAGGCCUGACUCCUACACCUACACCGUGCUCAUUUCCUGGUACUGCCGGAUCGGGGCGGGGACCGGGUGCCGGAAGGCCGCCAGGAGAAGGAUCUAUGAGGCCGGGAGGCUGUUCCGGAGGAUGGGGGAGAAGGGGCUGGAGCCGGACGUCGUGACCUACAACUGCUAUAUCAAUGGCCUCUGCAAGACGUACCGCGUGGAGCGUGCGCACGAGGUGUUCGAUGAAAUGGUGAAGAAGGGGUGCUUGCCAAACCGGGUGACAUAUAACUCGUUUGUGAGGUAUUACUGUGCGGUGAAUAAGGUUGACAAGGCCGUUGAGUGGAUGAGGGAAAUGGUGGCGAGGGGGCAUGGGAUGGCGACAUCAAGCACGUACACACCUCUUAUACAUUCGCUAUACGAGAGUGGGCGGAUCGGGGAUGCAAGGCGGUUCAUGAUCGAGAUGGCGGAAAGCGGGCACCUGCCAAGGGAACACACCUACAAGCUUGUGAAGGAUGCAACUGAAAAGGCCGAUGAGGAGGCCUUGCCAGCAGAGCUGUGUCACUCCAUUGAGGAUGGCAUCAAGGAAAGGUUUCAGCAUGUACUGCGUAUGAAACCCAUAAUGCGGCCAGUGACAAGAUAAUCAGGAUCAACAUUGAGGUUGUGCAAACUUAACAUAGGAGAGGUUCAUCCUGCACACAGAAGCUUCUUGAUUGAGAAUUCCAAGGGGCAUGCUAAUGCAUGUGUAAGCUGUUGAAGACUGUGAUCGGGAGUGCCCUGGGUAGAAAGCUUUGUUGAAAGAGCAUUGCCUUUGAGAGUAGAUGAUGAUCCCAGGGGAAAAUCACUUGAUGAAAAUGAGAUUGAAGCCCAAAAUACCACCAAUGAGAACUCACAGGAUUGUUCUGAGGCAAAGAUGAAGUGGAUUUGUGCAGAAGGUAAAUGUUGUGUGAGAUUCUCCUCACAAUCAUAAUUGAUGCGGGAAUAAUUGCUGUGCAACAGCCAACAAGCCUGGCCUGUUGUUGUUUACAAGUGGUAAAACCUUUGUUACUGUACAUUUCUGGGAUCAUGUAGUUUGCAGCAUGACCAUCAUAAAUUUGUAUUUCGCAUUUUCUUUUAUAUACAUUCAUCACAAGGAAUUUGUUUUUCUCA